AUGCCAAAAAAGACUCUUUUUCGCGUCGUUUAUUCGUCAAGUUCGGAUGAACAGCAUCCUGCGAGUGAACUGAAUCAUCAUGGGCCGUUAGUAAAUGGCUGGCAAAGUGCACGUUUUUGUCAAUAUCCUCAAGAAUUAGUUCUACAGUUUGACAAUUAUGUUCGUCUUCGACGUGUUCAAUUACUCGCUCAUCAGUAUUUAAUUGCGUCAAAGAUCGAAUUUUUUCUUGGAGAUUGCACUUCAGAUGAUAGUAUAACACUUGAAAAUGCGCGUUAUACUCGUCUCGGAUAUAUAGAAUUGUCUGGUAAUGAACGAACAGAUUUCAAAGCACGAGAACUCAAGUCAAUACACGUCGAUGCAGAAGGAUUGUUCUUAAAACUGAUCAUACAUAGAAAUUAUACCAAUCGAUUCAAUUUAUAUAAUCAAGUAAGCAUUGUUGCAAUUAAUUUACUCGGUGACGAUGUCGAUAAGCUGAAUGAGACGAAUGAAAGUCAACUAGAUACAAUACCAGCUCGUUCGGAUCAAAUCUCUAUCAUUGAUGAUCUAGCAUUCGCUAUGUACCAAGAUCCCGAAAUAGCUGCAAUUAUCAAGAAUCUCGAUCGGAAAAAGCGAGAAUGUGUGCAUGAUGAAAGAUUUGAUCAAGCACGACGAUUCAAACAAGCGAUACAAGAAUUAAUAAAAGUUGGCGAACGUCUCGCUCGAUACGAAGUUGAAAAACGUCAAGCUAUUGAAAGUGAAGAUUAUGACGUCGCACAAAUUAAAAAAGAUAAAAUGGAACUUUAUCGGACAGAAACUUAUAGACAAUUGCAAGUACUUAAUCUUCUCGAUAUUGUUAUUGAAAAUGGAAAAGGAACGGAUUUCUUGAAGCGAUUACAAGACAUCAUAGAUAAUGAACAAGACCAGAAUAAUUUCUUUCAUGAGCCAUCUCGUGCAACCAAACGACAAAACUACGGACGAUCUCACCAUACGGUGCAAAAUCGUCGUUCACCAGAAUCGUCUGUUUCUUAUGGUGCACCGCCAACUGUACCCGAUUCUACAGCAUCUCCACAACCAGUUCAGACGAAUAGGACGCGUCGAACUGGUUACGUAUCGCCAGAUUAUCCCAAACCACGUACUCCUUACGAAGAUAAAGUUAUUCCAACAUUAAGAAAUCGUAAUCGUACCGAUGGUGGACAUACGCAGGGUUCAGUAAUGGCAAAUACAGAUGCGACAGGACCGACGAAUGAAGAAACCGAAAGUGUCUACGGUGGAACGAACCCCGCACCAAAUGAUGAUGCUACAGCGGAAUUGAAUCAAGCAGAAAUGAUUGAAGCAAAUCAAAUGAUGAUUGUAUUCGACAAACAAUUGAUCGGUAAACUCUAUCAUCGAAAUCAUGCACAACGCGAGGAAGCUCUAGAUGAAAUCUAUCAAAUCUUGAAAUCAUUCUCCGGCGACCAAGAAGACGCUCGUGCUUAUUUACGUGCUGGUAGUUUCGUUGUGGCACGAAUGUUUCGUUUUGAUGUACUAGCAACAUUUUCUCAUUCCUUAAAACUUUUUCAUUUAUUAAUGAACGAUUACGUACGCAAACAUUCCAUACAAAAACAAGAUAUUAUCACUAGUUUAGAACGUGUUCUGCCUGUUUUAUUGCAACGUACAGGCGAUUCCAAUGCUCGAUUAAGGCAACGCGCUCAAGAAGCGAUCAUUGAAUCAGCAUCCUAUCCGGAAUUGAAGCCAUUACAUGUUAUACCGAACCAUUGCGUUACGCCAUUUAAUAAAACAUGCGCACCACGAUUGGCAAUAAGUCGAUGUGAACUUAUCGAAGAAUUGAUGAAAAUACUAGAUGUGAAAACAGGUGAAAAUGGUCUAAAUGUUGAUAAUGUUAGCAAAUUUUGUGCACAAGCACUUGAACACAAUGCCGGUGAAGUACGAGAAUUAGCAAUCAAAAUUUUACUAAAUUUAUACAAGAAUCAAGGAUCGAUUGUCAAACGUUAUCUUCCACCGGACAAUGAUCAAACACGACGAGUUAAGAAAUAUCGUGAUAUUUUCGAAGCAUUCGAUCGAAUGGAUGGCAUAACAAAUAAUGACCCAUUGGAAGCCGAAAGAAAAUCCGUUGGAGCGUCUGAAACAGGAAAACGUGAUAGUCAAAAACAACAGCACACUGCUCGUGAACAGAAUAAAUCCUUCGAUGCGAAAUCGACUCGAAGUAAAUCUCGAACACCCACACGUUUCGAUCGGAAAACACCGACAACAAGUGUGGCUGAUGAAUCCGAAUUUACUCCAGAAAAUACGUGUAUAUUUUGUGGCGAGAAAAAUGAAGAUUUUAUACGCGAUGGUCUCGAACAACACUAUUGGGCUGCUUGUCCAAUGCUACGGCGAUGUCAAGAAUGCAAUCAGGUAGUAGAAGUUGCUAUUUAUGUCGAACAUUUGUUGCGCGAAUGUGAAAACAAAGGCAAAUAUCAACAAUGUCCUCGUUGUUCUGAAGCGAUUGGCAACGAUUUUGAUAUUCAUAUCAAACUCAAAGAAUGUCAUGAAACAAAACCAAAUACAAGUCGGUGUCCAUUAUGUCAUAUGAACAUUCCUGAAGGUGAUGAAGCAUGGCGUAACCAUUUAAUGGGUGCUGAUGGUUGUGUCAAAAAUUCACGACGAGUUUCUGAACUAAAACAAGGUGGACAUGCGUCUCAACAGAAAUCAGCCGUUGUUCCCACAACUCAAGUCAAUGCAAUGAAGAAAAGCACGGCAACCACCGGACAGAAAAAGAUGUCAACGACUGUGAAAUAA
Adineta ricciae is the source of this 2757-nucleotide messenger RNA. The record is from the annotation of a GenBank genome assembly. Lineage: Eukaryota; Metazoa; Rotifera; Eurotatoria; Adinetida; Adinetidae.